This is a messenger RNA of Nanorana parkeri, 1445 nucleotides long. RefSeq names its product NDRG family member 3 (gene NDRG3). Lineage: Eukaryota; Metazoa; Chordata; Amphibia; Anura; Dicroglossidae. Gene Ontology annotation, biological process: signal transduction. Gene Ontology annotation, cellular component: cytoplasm. The record is from RefSeq and is a predicted model, not a curated record. Bases 41 to 1201 code for a protein of 386 amino acids. The transcript is spliced from 16 exons.
CAGAAUUGCACAUCUGCGUUCUUCUGCUGAAAUCUGAAGUAUGGAUGAACUGCAGGAUGUCCAGCUGACAGAGAUAAAACCUCUUCUGACAGAUAAGAAUGCCGGUCGGAACUUUGAGGACUUUGACGGACAGGAACAUGAUAUUGAGACUGCUCAUGGCAUGUUGCAUGUCACUAUGCGUGGUGUCCAAAAAGGAAAUAGACCAGUGAUCCUGACGUACCAUGACAUUGGCCUGAACCACAAAUCUUGCUUCAACACGUUUUUUAACUAUGAAGACAUGCACGAAAUCACUCAGCAUUUUGCCGUCUGCCAUGUGGAUGCCCCUGGACAGCAGAUGGGAGCGCCUUCAUUUCCAUCUGGCUACCAGUAUCCGACCAUGGAUGAGCUGGCCGAGAUGAUAACUGCUGUCCUCACACACCUAAGCCUAAAGUCUGUCAUAGGAAUUGGGGUUGGAGCCGGUGCCUAUGUGUUGUCCAAAUUUGCACUUGACCACCCUGAACUGGUGGAGGGCCUUGUGCUCCUCAACAUCGACCCCUCUGCCAAGGGAUGGAUUGACUGGGCAGCUUCUAAGGUUUCUGGAUGGACAUCCAAUAUCGUGGACACUGUUUUGGCUCACCUUUUCGGCUAUGAUGAACUUCAGUCAAAUCUGGAUCUGAUUCAGACCUACAGAUUACAUAUUGCUCAAGACAUCAACCAAGAAAACCUUUGCCUUUUCGUAAAUUCCUAUAAUAGCCGCAAAGAUCUGGACAUAGAAAGACCGCUUCUUGCGGCCAAUAAUUCUGUGGGAACACUCCGGUGCCCUUCUCUGCUGGUGGUUGGUGAUAAUUCUCCUGCAGUUGAUGCUGCGGUGGAAUGUAACUCCAGAUUAGACCCAACAAGAACAACACUUCUUAAGAUGGCAGAUUGUGGGGGAUUACCUCAAGCUGUACAGCCUGGAAAGCUGGCAGAGGCCCUCAAAUACUUUGUACAAGGAAUGGGAUACAUUCCAUAUGUUCAGCUCAGUCAUCUGAGCAGUGAAUCAGUGCCGGCAGCAAGUAUGACCAGGCUGGUCCGUUCCCGCACUCACUCCGCCUCCAGCAGUGGCUCGACAGAAGUCCCCCGCAGCCGAUCUCAAACCGGCAAUGCCCAUCUCGAGACCACACCUGGCACGGCCGUGACAAAUGUCCAUGAAGCUCCACAGACACUGGAAUUAUCUUGCUAAAGCACUCCAGCACUCCUUUAUCAGCCGAACAAUGGACCCAUCCAGACCAGCAACUCUGGAAGGAAAAAAAAAAUCAAUUUCUUUCCAUUUCCAUCAUUUGAUCUUCAUGUAACUUUGCAUGGACUUUCUAAUAUCUAACCUAUUAGUCUUGAUACUUCUGGAAAAAACUAAUGGUUCUAUGUUUCUUUUCCUGUGUUUUUUAAGGGGAGUUCCAGUAGAAUUGGUUAUUUCCAAUGGCUUGACC